Molecule: messenger RNA, 1027 nt
Organism: Scophthalmus maximus (turbot)
Lineage: Eukaryota; Metazoa; Chordata; Actinopteri; Pleuronectiformes; Scophthalmidae
Gene: ube2ka
Product: ubiquitin-conjugating enzyme E2Ka (UBC1 homolog, yeast)
Exons: 8
Coding region: 299-901 (200 amino acids)
Biological process (GO): protein polyubiquitination; proteasome-mediated ubiquitin-dependent protein catabolic process
Cellular component (GO): nucleus
Molecular function (GO): ubiquitin conjugating enzyme activity; protein binding
Source: RefSeq, a predicted model, not a curated record
GACCUCCUCUCAUCCAGACUGCAUGCAGUUUGGCAUUAAAAUGUUUUCGGUACCACCAACCAUCGUGUUGUUACACAUUUGAGAUGGCAGAUACAUGUUGAGCUGUUUCAACCAACCGCGGCCGCAUAUCGACGACCUGGACUGACGGACAACAACCUCGCGGCUGUUCAUUUUUGACGGUUGUGUCCCCAGAAAAAAGGAAAAGAAGUGCAUCGCUCCGGUGGGCAAGAGACGCUAGCUAACGUCAGGCAGGUCGGACGGCGGCGAGGCCCCAACCGGACGGGAACACGGGGCAACCAUGGCCAACAUCGCGGUUCAGAGGAUAAAACGGGAAUUCAAAGAGGUCCUCAAAAGUGAAGAGACGAGCAAGAACCAGAUAAAGGUGGAUCUGGUGGAUGAGAACUUCACAGAGCUGAAAGGGGAGAUAGCAGGGCCACCUGACACACCGUAUGAAGGUGGUAGAUAUCAACUAGAAAUUAAAAUCCCAGAGACGUAUCCAUUCAAUCCACCCAAGGUGCGGUUUAUCUCAAAGAUCUGGCAUCCCAACAUCAGCUCAGUCACAGGUGCAAUAUGUCUGGACAUUCUCAAAGACCAGUGGGCGGCAGCGAUGACUCUGAGGACAGUCCUCUUGUCACUACAGGCCUUAUUGGCAGCUGCAGAACCAGAUGACCCACAGGACGCAGUAGUAGCCAAUCAGUACAAGCAGAACCCAGAGAUGUUCAAACAGACAGCGAGGCUCUGGUCUCAUGUCUAUGCAGGAGCUCCCGUCUCCAGUCCGGAGUACACACGCAAAAUAGACAAACUCUGUGCCAUGGGCUUUGAAAAAAAUGCAGUAAUAGUGGCAUUGUCGUCGAAAUCCUGGGAUGUGGAGACGGCGACAGAGCUUCUGCUCAGCAACUGAAUCUUGACACCCUGCUUCAUCUUCCUCUUGAUCCCUAUCUCCCCAACUCUCUCACACACACACACACACACACACACACACACACACACACACACACACACACACACACACACACACACACUUACU